Messenger RNA from Coprinopsis cinerea okayama7#130, 1482 nucleotides. RefSeq lists its product as hypothetical. The record is from RefSeq and is a predicted model, not a curated record. The transcript has 3 exons. NCBI's taxonomy places the organism in Eukaryota, Fungi, Basidiomycota, Agaricomycetes, Agaricales, Psathyrellaceae. The coding region runs from base 1 to 1482 and encodes 493 amino acids.
AUGCAAAACCUAAGUAGUCUUCGUAAUCCUCAGGUCGAUUUUCACAACCCAUUCUAUUGCCCUGCCAUACCUGCUGCAACCUAUAUCAAAACACUGCGACAGACGACUAGGAACAAGCAAGGUUCCCACCAAACCACUGACGCCAACGCCAACAACCUAUUCAAUGCCUAUGCAAGGAUGAUGGAACGAUCAGAGCAAGGCGAGGACAGUGACGUCGACUUUGCUUACGAUUCCGAGAACGACUGGAUUGUAGGCAGGAAUCUGCGACCGCAGGCUGGAAAGAAACGCCGACUAGCUGUUUCCCCACCAGCUCCUGUCUUCUUUAAACAUUUCCGUGUUUCUGGGGUCAACGGUAGCAACACCACAGCAGCGACGAACACCUUCGAUCUCUCUGGUCAUCCUUUGGACAUGCAGAGCACCCUCCAGGGCAUCAGCGCGACUCUCAAACGGAAACGAGAUUUCUCAGACCUCCUCGGUACGCCCAAACACGCCAAAUCAGACUCCUUUGGACAAGACGAAUCCUUCGAGGUUGAAGUGAAAAGGACAAGGCUCAACUUCAGUGUCGAAUCGUCCCCUGUGGCCCUGCCGGAAAGUCCAGCAGCCCCAGCCGAAGAGGCGACCACUUCUUCUUGCCUCGAUACUCUCCGCAAAGUUGAAGAACUACUACCAGGACUCCGCCUGAGAGAUCGCUUCCGUGACAUCUUGGGUGGACUGGACACCCAGCAUCUCGCCGACAUUCUUGCUGAAGAUGGACUUAUAACCCCAGCCAUAUUGGACAUUCUCCGAACCACCAGCAUUUACAGUCUCUCUCUGGCGGCUUCACUUGCUGAAGAAGGCGGCCUCAAUAUUUGUGGCCAGGACAUGCUCAAAAUUCUUAACAAACCUGGCAGCUUCGAAUCCCUAACAGAGCUCUCCCUGGCCGGUUCUCGUAUCAACGACUUUGACCUCAUACACAUACAUCGGCUACCAAAACUCUCUGCACUGCACCUAAACCAGACUAGUGUCGGAAAUGAAGCCGUCUUUCUCCUGGUUCCCCUCAAGCGCACUUUAACCAGGCUUUCGUUGACGGGAAAUCCGGCGAUCGACGACGACUGUGUUCCAGCUUUGCUCCUUCUCACACAACUCUCUUUCCUGUCAGUGCUUGAUACGAGCAUCGACAUGGCCGGGCUUCGCAAACUGGCUGCUGCUGCGAAUGACGGGCACUAUGAAUCAAUCGACAUCGAAAUCCCAACUGCCUGUGAGGCUUACAUUGACAACCUAGACGACAUGUAUUUUCUCAAUCCGAGGCCGCCUCUCAUCACGGAUCCCGAGCUGUGCACGUCACUUACUGCGGCAGCCUUGAGGAAGAACCUGUCUGCACACGCUGCCAAAAAUCGGGAUAUUGUGACAACUGGGUCCCAGACUGAGAUGGCAGCGAGGUUAGCAGAGAUCUUGCGCAGGAGACAGGGGGAUUUGAUUGUUGCUCGAAUGUUGAGAGGCUGA